UUCAAACUUGCAUCAGAGGUAGUCUAUGGAGCAGACAGACAGAUGCCUCCCAGCUUCCUGUCAGUCUGUCCUCCUCAGUCAGCACACAGCAGCAUCUUCACGCUCCGGCCAGAGGAUACGGACUAUAUGGGCAGCAGUCAUGGGACAGCAUCCCAGCCUGCAUGUGUCCCUGCCUGACUGAAGGGAAAAGCCUGAAGAUGAUUUGAACCAACUCCAAAGCCUUUGAAGUUACAUCAUGACUGAAUCACAAGCCCCGGUGGAGGCUCCCCCGUCCUACAUGAUUUUUCUGGUGGUCUUCCUCUUCUUCAUCACCGGACUGCUUGGCUUCCUCAUCUGCCACCUGCUGAAGAAGAAGGGCUACAGCUGCCGCACUGGAGACAUGGACGAUGAGGAGGAGGAGGAGAAGCUUGGAGGAAAUGCUGACGAUGAGGAUGAAGAGAACCAGGAUACAGUGGAGCAGAUUCUCAAAUGCAUUAUUGAAAAUGAAGCCAACAUGGAAGCCUUCAAUGAGAUGUUGGGAAAUCACAAUGUCUGUGUGCGCCACGACCCAAGGUUGCGUAAGGAGUCCAUUGGUGGUAUUCCUCCCCAUCAUCACACAGUGCACUCAGGCACUGACCACAACUCCUGCCACCUCUGUGCUCUGGUUCGAUCCAAAAAGGGCCGCCGACAAAGCAGAACCCCCCGCUACAAACAACGACCUGGAGAGCAGACUGUCUUCUCUGUUGGCAGAUUCCGGGUGAUACACACUGAUAAGAAGCCCCACGGGGGUCCUAAUGCUUUGGCUGGUUCUGGUGACCAGCUGGACCAAUCCCAGGACAGCGAGGAGCAAAAGGAUGCCGAGUACAACUUGAGAAGCAUGUUUAAGGAUGUCCUCCCACCCUCAGAGAACUCCAAUGGGACUGCUCCGAAUGUGGGGAAACGCAGGAAGAGUAUGACCAUAUUUGGGCUGAGGCGGGGCAGUGACCCUUCUGGCAUUAAAGCAGCAGAGGAUACAGGUAGGGAGACUGGAGGGAUUAGAUUUGCUAUUCAGCAGCAACCCGUAGUGCUGGAGGAACCAUUGCUGACAAAGAAAAUUAAAGACACCCCUGAAAGUGGUACUAAACCUGGUUCCACACCUGAAACCAAGACCACAAAGCACCAAACACCUGCCUCACCUCAACACGGGACAAACAUUUCAAGUUCUGUUAAUUCUCAAACUUCCCAAACAGACAAACAGGCCCAUGACUCUAACUCUGUUCCCAAGGAUGGCUCUACACAUGGACCCAGUCCUGAGCCUCGUACCAGCCUCACAGUCAAUCCCUCAGAUGGGAAUACAGCAGCUUCUGCCCCCAGCUCCCUUCCCAUUCCAUCUUCUGCCUCAUCUGGGCAGACAUUUAAGAGAACAGAGAAACAAGAUGUUGAGUAUAACAUUUUAAGAAAUGAGGAAGCGUAUGAUCCUGGGCCCCUGCAGACAUCUACGCCCAUUGCCCCUGGACCUGGAACUAUUCCAGGUUUGACUCCGGUAACCCAAACUCCCCCUGACCCAAGGUCCAGCCCAGAUCAGGAACCAGGUUUUGAUGCUAGCCCAGCUUUAAUAAGCUUAGGUUCUUCCCCUCCAUCUUCAUUCCCAAUCAAGACCCCAUCGUCAGUCUCUUCAUUAAAAACUCCUACCUCACCCUUUGCGGUCACACCGAGUCCCAAACUAAGCUCAAGGAAUGCAUCAUCAGAAGCUGCAAAAACUGCCUUUUCCCCUACCCUCACUCCAAGCCCUAAGCUCCCAUCAGGUCGGGCAAUGUCCAGCCAAUCUCCUAUUCCUUCUUCAUCCUUUGGAAAAAGCACUAGUCCCUUACAAGCCCGAAUUCCCUCACCUGCCCUUACUGCUAGUCCAAAACUUGAUAGCUUGCUAGUAUCACCACAAACCCCCUCCUCUUCUUCUCCAGCUGACCAAGCCCCUUCUUUUGGAAGUUCACCUCGUCUGAAUGUAAAGUCAGGAAGUGUGACAUCUGUAACAUCGACGACCUUUACCAAAGGCGAUAUGGUUUCAAGCCCAUCAUCUCUAAAGGAACAAGAGCUAGAAGAAGCCAGAAUCCCAAAAUCAGAAGAAAUGACAGAAAUAAAAACUGGGAUUCUCAAAACAGAGAAACUUUCACCACCUGUGGGAGAUUUUAUUGGCUCUGCCCUUUCCUCUCCCUCUGAUCAGCUUUCUAAAGACAAACAGAACAGUCUGUCUCCUUCCAGUCCGCUGUUGCCCUCCUCACCUCUAGGGAGCAGAAUAAGUAGUAUGACCAUCGUCAAGCCCAGCUCAGACAGCAAGAGGGAGUUUUCUGUGGUUACUAUGGUGGAGAAGGAAGAGCAGUCUACCUCACAAAAAAACCAGACAGGAGAGACUUCUGAAUUUGGGGUUGAAUCUGGAAAAGCGGGUGUUAGUCCACUCAGUCAGGGAGGACAUGUCCCCAUUUCAGAUAUUGGACAACGUGCAACACAAAUCGAAGAGACUUCUGGGGCAGAAGUUAGGUCAGUGGUGAGCCAGGAAAAGGACGAUAUGGUAGAGAUGGAAGAUAUUAGGGACUGCAAGGUGACGCAGGUUGAAGAAGCAGAAAGGGUGGAAGAGGAAGAGGGAAAAGUUCAAACUGUCCUGUGACAACUCAAAGAAAGAUUUGAGGAGUAACACCACUAGAGUACUAGAGGAAAUGAAUUAUAGUAAUGAUAAAACAAAAUAAAUGUGAUAAUGCUUUUAAUCAUUUAACCACAGGAGGUACUAUGGUACAUUUGCAGCUGGACUGGACUGGCUGGUCUACUGACUCUCUGACUGACUGAUGGAAAACCAUGUGAAUAAUUUUAGCCACAUAGGCUUUGGAUCAUAGCUUACCAUUUUGCCAACCCUUCUGUUAUGUUUUAGAUUUUUGGAUGAUUUUUUCUAUUUCUCCAGGCAGCCAUAGGCCUUUUAUUUCUUUACAGUAUAACAAGAAGACCAGAAGCUGCUGUAGGCGCUAGCAGCUCUGUGAGGCUGUACUACAGCAGUGCUUUUAGCUGAAUGCUAAUGUCAACAUGCUCACGAUGAUGUUUAGAAAACAAUGUUCUAACAAUGUUCUAACUAUGGUGACCUCCAUGGUUACCAUAGUUUAGCUUGUUAGCCUGAACACCAAAGUACAGCUUAGGCUGAUUGUAAUGUCAUUAGUUUUGCAGCUAUGGAGUCAUAAGCCAAAGUAUUGGACGGACUGGUAUUUUAACCUGAUGGUGGUGCUAGAUGAAAAGUCAGGGGAUCACCAAAGUUAUUAAAAUUCAUCCAGAUGGGAACAUGGAUAUCUGUACCAAAUUUCAUGGCGAUCCACCCAUGGUGUAGGUAUUUCAUUUGAAACCACAAAUGUCAAACUUAUGGUAGCACUAUAAGAAAGCCAGAUAAUCAUGAGAGUCACUGGUAUAAUCAUCUGGAUCUAUGAAUGUCUGUACAAUUUUUUUUGCCAAUCCAUCCAGUAGUUUUCAGUCUGGACCAAAGUCGUGGACCAACUAACUGAACAACAGACUGACAUUGCUGAAAAUCUAUUACUGAAUUCUUGAAAUUCAAUUGUGUUAUGUGAACAUUUUGUCUGCAUUUAAUUUGGCAGUAGUGCAGACCUGAUGUGCAUAGUGAUGGAUUUACACAAGUCGCGCAAGUUUCAAGAUUUUCAUACCAUACACAAAUGAAUUGAAACCAAUGGCUAGGGAAAAUAUAUCCAAAAUUUUAAAACAGUACAGCAUGUCUGACUUUUUGUUACUUGAUUUGUCAUUUUAUGAUGAGAGUGUCUCCUUAUUUGGAAUACCCAUUUUCUUAUAGUUUCUUAAAGUUGAAAACAUUAACAGGGGCAUCAUCACCAUCAAAGCUGUAUGGUUAAUUUAUUGAUUUGAUAACCGUGGUGAUCAUUUAUUGAUGUUUAAUGAUGGUAAAUGCUCUCAACCUCUAAUCUCAUUUAUUGAUCCUCCUGAUUGUAAAACAAGAUUAACAGCACAAGCAGCUUUGGCAGCUCUAUGGGCAGCUAGACAGAUGGAGAUGUAUCAGUUAAUUGAAUUUGCAACAAGUUCUUGAAAGUAUAUUUGAAAUACAUCACAUUUGUCUUACUCUAUCUUCAUGCAGUUGCUUUUGACAAGUACGUUUCCUCCUGGACCAUUGCAAACAGUCUUUUCAUUCCAAAUUUCUCUUUUUUGUCUCCUAAUUUGGAAAGUCACCCUGUUAGUGGUUGUGCAGCAAUAAAGACAUGAUCCCUGACUGGCUUCCCACCAUAAAAACACUGCCAGUGGUUCUCAGUGACCAAACCCUGGGCAAUGCUUUUUUCUUCAGCACCAGCCAAACUCCCCAGUCAUUCAUGUGGCCAUGUACAGUAGUUACACCAGUAAUAUCAGUAGCAUUUUCUUCUUUUAUCAGUGUAACCAGGCACUUAGACUGGUAAAUAUACUACAUCUCCUGUAUACCAGCCACUCCAGUCCCAGACCAUGAUACUAAUGCAUAUCCACAAGUGCACUGGGUAUUUUACGUGUCUUGGUAUUCACGCCUCUUCCUUCUGCUCCUGCCAAUUACUCAUGUGUCCCUGUUCAGCAUAAAUUAAAUGCUUACAAGGAAAGUGCAAAACAACGGCAAAUGAGAGCAAUGAUGGCAAGUACAGCCAUAGACUUUGUACUGAUGAUUCUAUAAUCACACAGUACCUGCUAUAGCAGUCAUAUAUGAGAAAAAAACUCUCAGACAACAGUACACAGACAUAAACACAUCCACAGAAUAAACUCUGCAGUCCUUAAAACUGUGAAACUUAAGAGUAAUUGAUUUCAAAAAUAUUAUGUGUAUUUUAAAGUGUAGGGAAUAUUUUAAAGUAAUCUUGUACACCUUAUACAUCAGAUAGUAGACAGUGAUGUUGUACAUGGGGACUAUGGUAGAACUCUCCAUUGAUUUGCUUUUUGUUGUAAUACAACAUUAUUCUGUCUGUCAUAACAGCAAGACCAUUCAUUCUGAAGUAUUUUUUAAAAAUCUACUAAUCCCAGCAAUGGAGCAGAAAUGUCCUGUAGCUGUGGUUUCUACCAUAGUCACGGAUGUAUGAUAUGAUAUUAUACAUAAAGCAUAUAUACACAACUUUUCAUUUAACCUUUACUGUACAGCAUGUCUAUAUACUCCCUAAGUACAUAAUUAAUAACAAGGUCAUUCUACAAUAUACCCUGCAACAACAAUCUGGUGCAAUCCAGAGAAUAUAAGGUAUUAAUAUAGUCUGCUUUGACACAAUUUUAAGGAAAAUUGCCUUUUUUAAACAUUUCUCUAAUUUUUGUUAAUUACUCAAAUUAACAAUUGUUACGGACUUUGUGGGCCUGUCCACUGUUUUUUAUCAUUUCGGGAUGACAUUGUUUAGAUAAUGGGGUGAAAUUGUGGUUUUGUUUAAAACUUGUGCGAUCAUCUGACUGCCUAUGUUGGUGACCCAAGUUGAAAUAAAAGGGAGGUGGGGGAUUUUCUUUUAUGUAUAAAAACAAUUACACAAAAAAGCUCUUUAUUGGGUAAAAAAAGAAACAUCCCAAUAUUUAACUUGUCAAUGUUAAGGAAAAAAAUAUUAGUUGUAGCUUUUUUGUGUUUGUUUUCUGGAUAACUUGAAGAACCAGAGGCCUGUACUACCAAGCAAGUUCAGCAUACCAGACAUCUUUUUGUUAUCUGGCUUCACUAAGCCCAACAACCACAAUCUCACUAAGUGGUCAUAUGACGGUGGUUAUCAACUUGUUAAGUCAACCCAGGUUUUCCCAAUUUAGUCAUGAGUGUAUUCACAUAAACGGGGCGGUGUUUGCAACAUAUGACCAAUUUCAAACAUGGACAAGUCUACCGGCAGAAGAUAUAUAUUUUACAAAGAGCAAACUAUAAUAUUAGACAAAUACAAAGAAGUUAAGGACAUAAUCCAGGCUAAAAGCAACACAGUUGCAACUGCCAAAUGCAGGAAGGACAGCUAGCAAAAAAUCGCCAACUGUGUGAAUAGGCAUAUCAAUAUCACUGCCCCAUCUUUAGGGCAAAGUUAGAUCUGACUAUAAUUACAUUUGUGUAUUCCAAAUUAAUAUGUUGCUUAGAUGUAUUAUUAUGGCAUGUAUGACAAUUUUAGCCUUAUUCUUUCAGCUGCAACCCUGGCACUGUCAAACGGACUUGGGAGCUAAUAAGAAAUAAAUAUAAAUAACAUAAUUCAAAGCGCUAAGUAGGCUUACUUUCAUAUCUUAUAAGUACAACAAAUACAAAGCUUUAGUGCUUCAAUCAGUCUCUGUUUUAGGAUGAGAUCAGUAUACAAGAGCAUAAUGAAAUGGCUUUGACAUUGCUUGUAGCAAACAAGAGAAAAAAAUGAAAUGAUGAAGACAGGAGGAGUGCCCUCCUACACAGGAGUACACUCCUGCUGAGGAGCUGGCCCUCUGCAAUAAUGAGGGUUGCCCCUUAAUGGAAGGGUUGGAAAGGGGUGUCUGGCCCAGACCCUGGCAGAAGUGGGAACUCCCCACAGGCCACAUUUGCACAGGGUAUGUCUCAAUGAGUCAGUGUUAAACUGCUGGGUUGCUAAGUAAGUAAGGUAGCAAAGUAAUGCAAGGCAAUGCGUACAGUCUGCAGGACUGUAGGUGCACAACUCUGAUGUGUCACACUGACAACAUAGGGCUCAGGGCUCAAGGGGCUGACACAGAUAAGUCAUUCCCUCCGAUGAGAAUUUAUACCUCUCAUAUAAAAAAUUUUCAAGGAAAGCCACAGGGUUUUGCUGGUCUCUAAAAACUCUUGCCUUCCUAAGAGACCCUCUCACUAUUUACACACCAAGCUCCACAGGAUCUUCUACAAAUGGUGAUGCCAUUUUCCAAGAGAAUUGAUUGGUCAGUCGGCCAUGCUUUUAUACGCUUUGAUCUGAUAUCUUGAACAUAACUUGUAGGUUAAAUGUGCAGCAUAAGUUACCAUGUCGAUGUACCCCGGUGAACCACCAUCGUAACUCUGAAAACCCAGGGUUAAACCUGAAGUUACCUUGCUAACCCUAAAUCCUGCUUCGUAGUACCGGCCUCAGGUGGUUAGAGUGGCUGUUUGAUCGCAAAAACAUGAAAACAAUGAGCACUUAGAAACAAAUGUAGAAAUGAAAUAAUAAAAUGAUUUUGAGGAUUACUAUUUACACUUGCUUUAAUUGUUUUUUUUUGACCACUCGGGCUGAGCAACAAGAUGUGAACACCAAAUUUUACAUAUUAUCACCUUAUAAAGUUGUUAUGGUGAGCUUGUUAGUGAACAGUUGCCUAUUUACACUUCUAGCAGAC
Thunnus maccoyii (southern bluefin tuna) is the source of this 7239-nucleotide messenger RNA. It is a transcript of the gene rell2, whose product is annotated as RELT like 2. The transcript has 7 exons. The record is from RefSeq and is a predicted model, not a curated record. Bases 236 to 2620 code for a protein of 794 amino acids. Gene Ontology annotation, biological process: positive regulation of p38MAPK cascade; positive regulation of cell-substrate adhesion. NCBI's taxonomy places the organism in Eukaryota, Metazoa, Chordata, Actinopteri, Scombriformes, Scombridae.